Molecule: messenger RNA, 690 nt
Organism: Perognathus longimembris pacificus (Pacific pocket mouse)
Lineage: Eukaryota; Metazoa; Chordata; Mammalia; Rodentia; Heteromyidae
Gene: Tpd52l3
Product: TPD52 like 3
Exons: 1
Coding region: 1-690 (229 amino acids)
Cellular component (GO): cytoplasm
Source: RefSeq, a predicted model, not a curated record
AUGGACCCAUCUGUCCUGAGGUCCCUUCCCACUAUCCAGGAGUCUGAUCCUGCAGGCCUAGAUUUCGAGUCUGCUCGCCACGAUUACUUCUCUGCUGGCCAUGAAUUGGACUCUCUCUACCAAGAAUUGGACCUUGAUUCUCUGAAUGAAGAUCUUUCUCCAUCCAUGCCAGAUACCUCUGCGGGUACAUCUCACUCCCAUCCAACUUCUGAACCAGAAAAUCUAACAGAGGCCCAGCAAACAGAGCUCAAAUCUGAGCUCACUAAAUUGGAGGCAGAAAUCUUAACCCUACGCGAUGUGUUAGCAGCCAAAGAGAGACGUUGUGGGGAACUCAAGAAGAAGUUGGGCCUCACAGCCUUGGUGGGGCUGAGGCAGAAUCUCUCCAAGAGCUGGCAUGAGGUUCAGGUCUCUAAUACCUACAUGAAACAAAAGACCUCAACUACUCUGUCCAACAUGGGCUCGGCCAUCUGUAGGAAGCUUGAAGAUAUGAAAAACUCGGCCACUUUCAAAUCCUUUGAAGGGCUGAUGGGGACAAUUAAGUCAAGAGUUGUAGGUGGCAGAGAACUUGACGGUGACUGCCUUCCUACAUCGGUGGGGAACGCUAAUGAUCCCCUCUCGAUUCCAGGCAGUAGAGAUGAUGCUAUUCCAAUGCCUGAAGAUCACUUGCUCCCUUCCCACAAACCAGAAUGA